This is a messenger RNA of Pleuronectes platessa (European plaice), 1080 nucleotides long. It is a transcript of the gene slc10a1, whose product is annotated as solute carrier family 10 member 1. Gene Ontology annotation, biological process: bile acid and bile salt transport. Gene Ontology annotation, cellular component: membrane. NCBI's taxonomy places the organism in Eukaryota, Metazoa, Chordata, Actinopteri, Pleuronectiformes, Pleuronectidae. The record is from RefSeq and is a predicted model, not a curated record. Gene Ontology annotation, molecular function: bile acid:sodium symporter activity.
AUGCCCUCCUUUUGUCCCGUCGCAGGGUACUGGAGGCAACACGAGGCCCCCAGUGGCACCAACACGGAGGGCAACAUGGCCGACGCUGCUCCCUCGUGGCAAAACGACUCGUUCCUCUCGUUCAACACCACCGCUGCCAUGUCCCCGGUGGUGGACAAAGCCCUCAAAGCACUCACCACAACUUUAUUAUGCAUUGUCAUGGUUUCAUUGGGAUGCACCAUGGAGCUGUCCAAGAUCAAGAUGCACUUCAUGAAGCCGAAGGGUUUGGUGAUAGCACUGCUCUCUCAGUAUGGAGUCAUGCCUUUCACCGCCUUUUGCCUCGCUAAGGCGUUCCAGCUGACGGACAUUAGGGCCUUGGUGAUUCUGAUCUGCGGCUGCUCUCCUGGAGGAAACCUCUCCAACGUCCUCACUCUGGCUCUAAUGGGCGACAACAACCUCAGCAUCGUGAUGACUGCCUGCUCCAUGCUCCUGGCUCUGGGGAUGAUGCCCCUGCUGCUGUUGAUCUACUGUCAGGGUUUCCCUCACCUGCAGGAGGCUCUGCCCUACGUCGGCAUCGUCAUAUUUCUCUCCCUGCUCGUCAUAGCCAGCGCCGUGGGCAUCCUCAUCAACUUCUACAGGCCGCGGUACGCCAACACCGUCAAGAAGGUUGGCCUCAGUUUGGCGCUGGCCUGUUGGUUGGCGAUCCUUGUCAUCUCUGCCAUGGAGUUCUCCUUCUGGAAGUUAAUGUCUCCUCCUCUGUUGGUCUCCGCCGCUCUGAUGCCUCUCAUUGGCUACACCUCCUGAUACCUCAUCUCGUCGCUGUGCCGGCUCAGCCAACCGGAGCGGAGGACCGUGGCUAUAGAGACAGGCUGUCAGAACUCCCAGCUGUGUGGCGCUAUCCUGAAGGUCGCCUUCCCCCCCGCGGUGAUGGGCCCCCUCUUCAUGUUCCCCAUGGUCUUCGCCUUCUUCCAGCUCACGGAGGGCGCUGUGAUCGUCGGGCUGUUCAGGUGUCACCGCCGGUUCACGCAAAAAAGGAAAGUCUCAGCUGCAGAAGCGUACGAGCCAGCGCCCACUGACGACAAUGCAAAUGUGUUACUGUGA